UCGUAUAAAAAAUAAUGGUUCCUUGUCGCCUUCCGUCAAUUCGUUGCGUGCGGUGUCCAAACAAGAGUACUACCCGCUCUGUCACUUGAUUUUAAAACAAGAAAAAAACCAAAACAAACCGGAAAAAUGAACCAAUUCAAACAAGAAAGGGUUUUCAUAGUGUUAGUGAUUGUUUUUUGUGUUUUAUUGGAACAUAUUCAAAGUGUACCUUUACAGAAUGAAACAAGACAUAGAAGAUCAGCAAGUCAAUGCAAUUGUGAUUGCGGAAUGGUCAGAAGACAGAUGCGGGUAGUGGGAGGAAACAUUACAAGAUUGCACGAAUUCCCUUGGAUCGCUGGAUUGAGCCACGGUGGAGAGUACCACUGUGGAGCUGCUCUUAUAUCCAGAAAACAUCUGAUAACUGCAGCACAUUGUGUGAAUGGAUUUGACGUAAGGGACCUAUCAGUGACGCUUGGCGACCAUGACCGGACAUCAGCAGACCGAUUCAAUCACAUAGAGGUGAGGAGACUGAGAUCUGUCAAAAAGCACGAACAUUUUGACGUGUCCACGUACAACAACGACAUCGCCAUAUUGGAAAUGGACAUACCGAUCAGUUUCAGUGACAAAAUGAAUCCUGUAUGCCUGCCAAAUGCCGAUUUUGUAGAUUACAGUGGUAGAGUCGGCAUAAUCGCAGGAUGGGGCAAAACAGAAGAACGCGGUGACACUUCCGACGUCCUCAGGAAAGUCGCCGUUCCAGUCUGGAGCAAACAGGAAUGCUACAACUCCGGAUACGGUGAAAGGAAGAUUUCCGAAAAUAUGUUUUGCGCCGGCUACGUCGAAGGACAAAUUGACGCAUGUCAAGGAGAUAGCGGUGGUCCUUUGCAACUCAGCAACAGCCUGGGUGAUAUGGAAAUCAUUGGUGUCGUGUCAUGGGGUAGAGGAUGUGCCAGACCAAACUUGCCAGGAAUCUACACCAAAGUAGCUAACUAUCUUCAUUGGAUUGAAGAACAACUCGAAGGCGACUGCAUAUGUCAAAAAGGAGGAAGAUUUUUUUAAGACAUCUGUACAAAUCAGAGGGGUAAAAAUGUAGGACUCUCAUAGAACAAAACCAAUCCAGUUGAAAGAAACAAGAAGGUUACAAAUAGAAUACAAUGGAAAUAAAAAAAUAAAAAUACGUAAAAAAAAUUGACAAAUGAAUCAAUACUGCGGAACAAAUAAAAAAAAUCUUUUAGUAAACGAUACUAAAUGGCAGGUAUAUAAGUUUAGUUUUAAACAAUAUUUGUUUUUGGUCGGUAAUUCUAUACGUGCAAGUAAAAAAUAAUAAUUGGAGAUAAAUAUUCAAAUACACACACAAAAAAAACUCGUUAAACAUUUUGUCCAAGUUAUUGAAAUUACUAUUUUAAUUAUUACUUUAUUCAGUCUCUAAUUAUUAUUAUAUUGUAUUACCUAUAUAUGUGUUGUUGAUAGGUACUAUUUAUUUAAUUUUCUGUAAAUUUACGGUUUUUUUGGGUUUGUUAUAAGAUUAUUUAAUAAUUACUGUAUUAAAUAGUCUUAGAAAAGUCACAAAAAUGCCUUUCAGUGUUUGAUGUUCUAGAGAAUUUAAUACAAAUAUUAAAUUAUUUGAUAUUUAUAGGACAUAAAAAGAGCAAUAUUUGCGAUAUUUUAUAAGAAAAAGCUUUAAAAUAUUUGACAGAUAUUUAACUUUCUUAUAACUAAAACAGACUUAAAACAUUAUUCACUUCCUAUAAAUUGAUAAUUUUUAACUGGGUUAAGGACUGUCCUUACUGUCACAAUGGAACUUGUUGACAAUAUAAAUGCAUUUCUCAUUGAUAAUUUCUAAAAAGAUACACAGGAAGCUUUUAGGAACUACCAAUAUAAUACUAUAUCCCUAUUGUAUUAAAAUUAAUAUAAUUUAAUGUGUCUUUAACCCUGAAUUUUUGAUAUCAGUUUGCGUAACAAUCAGACAAGGUCGAUAUCGAACUGUACAGUAUGUCCCCGGAUCGUCUUUAUAAGAGAAAAAACAUUUUUAUUAUCAGUUUGAAAUAAAAAAAAAGACAUUUUUUGAAAUUUUUGAAAUUGAAAAAGUAUUAGCGGAAUUAAUUAUAUUAGAAUACCCAAAAAAACAUAUAAAGAAUGCAUUUUUUUCGAAAUGUUAAUAAUAUACCGGGUGUUUCUCAAAAGUGGCUCACACCUAUAACUUUCUUAUUUUUUCAGACAAAAAACGAGAUUUGGUACAUUAGUAUAUUUGUAUAUUCAUAACAAAAUCAAAUAGAUACAUAUUCGUGAAAAAAUGUUUUUUUUUCCAAAUAUACUAAUGAGCUCAUUGUUCCAUUUGAAAAAACUGAGAUAUGAUUAAAAAUAAAAUUAGGGCAUCU
Messenger RNA from Sitophilus oryzae (rice weevil), 2354 nucleotides. Its product is annotated as proclotting enzyme-like. NCBI's taxonomy places the organism in Eukaryota, Metazoa, Arthropoda, Insecta, Coleoptera, Curculionidae. The transcript is spliced from 8 exons. Gene Ontology annotation, molecular function: serine-type endopeptidase activity. The record is from RefSeq and is a predicted model, not a curated record. The coding region runs from base 127 to 1035 and encodes 302 amino acids. Gene Ontology annotation, biological process: proteolysis.